Molecule: messenger RNA, 3700 nt
Organism: Ooceraea biroi (clonal raider ant)
Lineage: Eukaryota; Metazoa; Arthropoda; Insecta; Hymenoptera; Formicidae
Cellular component (GO): axonemal microtubule; cytoskeleton; sperm flagellum
Molecular function (GO): microtubule binding
Source: RefSeq, a predicted model, not a curated record
AUGCAUGCUGCAGUUGCUGCUGUUGCUGUGCACCGCAGCCCACGUGUUACUUUACAGAAAUAUGUUCAACCGGAAAUACCAAAAUCCUUUGCGCCCAUUCACUAUUAUUGGAAAUCGGGUGUACCGAUGGAUAAAGAUACAACGUAUCGUCUCUCCUACUGGGAAGGUCCGGGCACCAUGGCCGAACCGAUUCGUCCCGAAGAUAAUCUGACGUACAGUGACGCACCAAUGUCCGACGAAACAACACACAAGAUGAGCUACUAUGGUAACUGGUGCGUAAAACCAGAUCCACCAAUAACACCCUGCGACAGGCAGUGGUUAGGUAGAGGUCCGAUAGAAGAUCUCACGACGCACAAGCACGAUUAUUCGUGGAAGUGCAUGAAACGCUCUGAACCUUUCAAAGCACGGAAUAAUUUGUAUCCUCCCUGUGCUGCUUUGUCUGGCGAUACGACGUAUCGGUCAAGCUACUACAAUUCUUCUUGCUUGCUUCCGGUAUCCUCUUACGCACCCCUUAGAAAAUAUGUCAAAUCGGAUGUACCGAUGGAAGGUUGUACGACGUAUAAGCUUAGUUAUUGGCCCAACGAAAACUCUGUAAAAGAGGAACAACCAUGGAGUCAAAAGAGGGAAUAUUGUCGUCCAGUCACGCCGAUGGAUGGAUGUACUACUUAUAAACUGAGCUACUGGCCUCAUUGUGAAAAGCCUCGCGAACCCUUUAGCCGACAGGAGACAGACAACUUGCUGAACGCUGAUUGCUGCUUCAACGACGAUACCACGUACCGACUCAGCUAUUUCGGAUGCGGUGGUGACAAGCCGCCGGAUCCCAUUCACCAGCCUGGCAAUAUACUUUUUUCACCAUGUCCACUCUCCCAUGACACCGUCAAUCGAUUGAGCUUCCUGGGGAAUUGGUGCGUCAAACCAGAAAUGCCCAUUACACCUUGCGACAGACAGUUGUUAGGUAGAGGCCCGAUACAGGAUGAAACUACGCAGAAGCACGAUUACACCUGGAAGCGAGUGCUACCAGCGACAGAGCUUCGACCGGAGAACAAUCUUACUUUCUCGCCCUUGCCGUUAGAAUCCUGCACGAUUCAAAAAUUGUCUUACGUACCAAACGAUCACGAAUGUCUAUUACCUAUUAAAUCGUUCGCGCCCGUACGCAAGUACCAGUCAUCGGAUGUUUCGAUGGAAUCUGAGACCACGAUGCGGCUAAGUUACCAACCCGUAGAGCCAGCGGAUCGAGUUGAGAAACCAUGGACUGUCAGUACUUACUAUCCACCCGUUAAUACCAUGGAAGAUUGUACCACGUACAAUCUUAGUUAUAUUCCGCCAGGGACACUUGUUCCAUUAUCAUCUUGUUCCGCCUCGUGCUCCCCUGCCAACACUUACAAAAGUACAUCUUUAUCAAUUUUUCUACUAGAUAAUAUUUCUUACUUUGAAGGAGACAAGAGUAUGCGCAAGAACAAGCGCAUUGCGCUAAUCGGAAGCGCAGGUCGAAGUCCCAGGUCGUUGAUCGUGGCCAGGAGGAGAAGUAAGUUUGCCUCUGGCGAUGAGAUAAUCGGAGCAAGGUGUUUCUUGGUACCAAGAUUUCAGGGAGAUCUCGAUGCUAUGGCUUACGAAGGAAGCGACACAAUCCCACACACGCACUUACUUCAGCAGAUACAUAUGUCGGCUCUUUGCCAUAAAGUAUACAAGCGUCUUUCGAGGCCCAUCGCCUUCUCGAGUAGGGGUAAAGUGAGAGUCGGUAUAAAAGGGGAUUUCUUUCCUCUCCUGAGAUCGCAGUCGAUCUCGUUCGUUUGCGACUAUCUUCGUGCGUUUGCUAUUGCAUUGUUGUCGCACAUUUACAUCGAUCUGUCCUUAUUACCUGAGGUGUACCUGUCGCGAAUCAGGAUGAAAUACGUGGUGUUAAUAACGAUUUUGGGAUUAGCAUUGGCACAAGAUCCAAAUUAUCACGGACGUAACUAUCAGCAGGAUGACGGACAACAUCAGACUGAUAACAGACGACCUACAUCCACUACGCCCAUCCCGAUCUUGCACUGGAACAAGCAACAGGAGCACGACGGAACUUACAAGACCAGUUACGAAACGGGCAACAACAUCAUUGCCGAAGAAAGCGGCUACAUCAAGACCAUUGGCGAAGGUGAAGAGCGAGCGGAGGCGAUCGUGCAACAAGGCACCUUCUCGUACACGAGUCCCGAGGGACAGCUGAUCACCAUUCACUAUACCGCCGAUGAGACUGGCUUUCACGCGCAGGGCGAUCACAUUCCCACGCCACCACCCGUUAGCGAGGAGAUCCAGAAAGGCCUCGACCUCAUCUACGCGGGCAUCCGUCAGCAAGAGGAGGAAGAAGCUCGUGCAGCCGCGCAAAAGGCACAGCAACCAUUGAGCCAACAAGUCGACAGGCGGGACGACUACAACAGAAAGUAUUAGCAGUGAGAACCUGUUGACGCGCCAGCAAUAUAGCAUAUUCGCAACACUGUAUCGUUAUUACGAAGUAGCAAUUAAGUUGUUAAGUUACGUUAUUUUCUCGCGUCUCUCAACUACGUUCUCCAUUGUAUGUACAUUUGUAGUAAGAGACAUCGCUUGACACACAAAUUUGACUAUGUUCUUCUGUUCUGCAUCGUCGAAUCUUCCUCAUCGUGAGAUCUUGGCAUUUCCGUAUGCGUCAUUAAUAAUUAAUCACUCUCUUGGUCUCUCUUUCCGUCGUAGCGUCGCCAGUCGCCUAAUUAUAUUCUUCGAGUACCGGCAACUGACAUUUCUCCUUGUGUCACGAUAGGGAAGAAUGUCACCACCUACCAGCCAACUAAUUUACUCGCGAUCAUUUCUAUGUUCCUUCAUAGUGGCAUCACUUUUCUACUCUUGUAAAUCCUCUAUACGUCGCUGCGUAUAGAGGACAUUUCUCUCUUUAAUAUGCGAGAGCUUGUGACAAUUCUCCUCAUUAUUCUCUUUUUUUCUAUACCUUCUGUAUACAUAUAGUAGUACUAUAUGUAAAAUAAAAAAAUCUAAUUUCCCUUUUCCAUUUUUGCAAAAAGAUACAUGUUAUAAUUUAUUAUUAUUAUCAAAUAUAGAACGUCGAGAAACAUACCAUCCACAAUAUUCUCCUUAUAUACACUUUAGAAGCCAAAUUUCUCCUUCGGAUAAUCGACUUCUCGACUUCUUGCCUAUGCAUAACGUGCGAAUACAUAUUCUCACAUAUACAAAUGUCGAGAAAUUGUCGAUUGAUUUGCAAUCGCUUAGUUGGAAAAAAAGAAGAUACAGGAAGGUACGUGUAUUGAACGUGGAGCGAAGCGUUUUUAUUGUUAGUCUCGUAUACACACAGAAAAUUAUAAGAGCGUCAGUCUUUAUGUUCGGAGAGGUGAGAAAGAGAACACACGUACACACACAACGUACACUACAUUCCAAGCUGGUGAAACUUUUCACGAGGUAGCGCGUCAAGGCCAGAGAAAUUCUGAAUGAGGUACAAUAAUCAGAUGAACGAGUUCUUCUAGAUGUAGGUACGCUGGCUGGCUACUACAACGUUCCAUGAUCAAUCUACGUCAUGUCGUGGAAAUGUUUCACAUUCGAUAUCCAUACGUAUAUGUCACGCAGAAUAACAUUGCAGUUUUUAAUCGAAAAAAUAUUACAAUACAAUAUUUACUUAAUAGCAUUUAAUAGCAUUUUGUAGAUAAUAUCGUUUAAAAAUAAUUACGUAAAAGCAGCUGAUGUG